Messenger RNA from Endocarpon pusillum Z07020, 1428 nucleotides. Its product is annotated as Phospho-2-dehydro-3-deoxyheptonate aldolase. The coding region runs from base 1 to 1428 and encodes 475 amino acids. The transcript has a single exon. The record is from RefSeq and is a predicted model, not a curated record. Gene Ontology annotation, biological process: aromatic amino acid biosynthetic process. Gene Ontology annotation, molecular function: 3-deoxy-7-phosphoheptulonate synthase activity. Lineage: Eukaryota; Fungi; Ascomycota; Eurotiomycetes; Verrucariales; Verrucariaceae.
AUGGGCGAUCACUUUCUAGAUGCUGACAUUCGUGAUUGGAGUCCAUCCACAUGGAGGAGCAAGCCGAUCAAGCAAGAUGUGAAAUUUGAAGACCAGGCAGGGUUUGGCAAAGCCAUCCAGCAGUUGGAAAGACUGCCACCACUCGUCACUCCACUAGAAAUCGUCAAGCUGAAAAACAGUCUUCGAGAGGUGGCCUUGGGAAAUGCCUUUUUGCUGCAAGGGGGUGACUGUGCUGAACUGUUUGACUAUUGCGAACAGGGAAUGAUCGAAUCAAAAGUGAAGCUACUUCUGCAGAUGAGUUUGGUUCUUGUGUAUGGAGCGAAGAAGAAGGUGGUCAGGAUCGCUCGCACGGCCGGGCAAUAUGCAAAACCUAGGUCUAGCCCUGUGGAAACCAUCAACGGCACAACCAUGCCCUCCUUUCGUGGAGAUAUUCUGAACAGCUACGAGCCAACGCCGGAAGCAAGAAAGCCCGACCCAUCCCGUCUGGUAGAGGCAUAUUUUCAUUCCGCAGCAACUCUCAACUAUCUCCGAGCCGCCAUUUCUUCUGGUCUAGCGGACAUGCAUUCACCCCUCGACUGGGGCCUGGGUCAUGUCCUCGAUCCAACAGUCAAAGACAAAUACCAGAAGAUUGUCCACACGAUCACUGAAUGGCUCGAAAUGAUGCAGACGAUAGGAGUUAGUACAGGAGGUGGUCUGGAAACGGUUGACCUCUUUACUUCCCAUGAAGGCCUUCUACUUGAAUAUGAACAACCUUUGACUCGGAUAUGCAAACAUCCACCAAACGUCCUACUCACCACAUCCAACGCUCAAUCGCCUCGGUUGAAUGGUCAUCUCCUUCCAUCUUCCUCCUUCCCAUCCUCUGGCUACUAUGACACCUCUGCCCACUUUCUCUGGAUUGGCGACCGCACCCGUCAACUCACUCACGCGCACGUAGAGUUCUUCCGCGGUCUCUCCAACCCGGUUGGUAUCAAAGUUGGUCCCACCAUGCCCGCGUCAGAUCUCGCUCCUCUUCUCGACAUCUUAAAUCCAUAUCACGAAAUCGGCAAAAUUACCCUUAUCACUCGCUAUGGCUGUGACAAAAUCGCCACUCACCUCCCCUCUCAUAUUGAAGCUGUCAAAAAAUCCGGGCAUGUCGUAGUCUGGCAGUGCGACCCCAUGCACGGUAAUGGCCGAAAUGCCGAUAUCACGUCGGCCACUUCCGAAAACUCUUCUCCACCAACCACUACCACCAUAAAGACACGCCACUUCACCGACAUACUGUCCGAACUCCAACAAGCCCUCCAAAUCCACAAAGCGCAUUCUUCCUACCUCGGCGGCGUGCAUCUGGAACUGACUGGUGACGCGGUGACCGAGUGUGUGGGCGGAGCUGGUGGCCUCAAGGAGGAGGACUUGAGUCUGAAUUAUACCACAUUCUGUGUCCGAGGUUGA